AUGAGGCUCUGGUACACGCUCCUCGCGCUCGCCGCCGUGCACACCGCCACGGCCAACUUCCUGCGGUGCACGAUCAUCGAGGCUGCCAACGCCGUCAUCCAAAACCAGCUGUACACGUCGUUCAGCGCGUCGCAGUUGACCGUGGGCGGGUGCGAGUCGUUCUGCGCCGCCGACCCCAAGAAGCCCGGCUACUCGUACUACGAUCCGACAAACUUUGUGUGCCUGUGCUCGACGGCCAGCGACGUGCAGACCAGCGGACAGGUGUACUACCCGACCACUGACGCGUCGGGUACCUGUGCCAGCUGGUAUAUUUCAGCCAUCACGACGCGCUACGGUGCGAGCACGUGCAUCACCAGCUGGUCGGGCGGGCCAGCGACCGACCUGCCCGGGUCGGCGUCCGACCCCGUGGCGUGCAUGUACGGCUGCCUCGGCACGUUUGCCGGGUUCGAGAGCGCCAUCUACUCGCCCGGCAAGUGCACCUGUGCGCACAACGCCGUGCCCGUCACGGACCCGACGUGCACGGGCGGCUCGCUCCUCUUCCCGCGCCUGAGCAGCGUGCAGCCGUCCGGCGGGCUGCAGUACCGCCGCGCGGCGGAGCAGGCGCGCCUCGCCGAGGCCAAGGCAAACCCGCACUGCCCGCGCGGGAUGGACGCGUGCAUCGUGCCCGGGACGAGCGGGUACGAGUGCCUCGACACGGCGUCCGAGCUCGUCUGGGCAACGGGACUAUUGGCGUCGACCCUGGUGGGGCCGGACCGCUCCGUUACGUGCGACCGGGGGCGCUGCGUCGCGUCGGGAUGUCUCCCGGGGUACACGCUCCGCAGCGACGGGGUGUGCGUGUAG
Messenger RNA from Vanrija pseudolonga, 840 nucleotides. RefSeq names its product Protein priA. Lineage: Eukaryota; Fungi; Basidiomycota; Tremellomycetes; Trichosporonales; Trichosporonaceae. Bases 1 to 840 code for a protein of 279 amino acids. The record is from RefSeq and is a predicted model, not a curated record. The transcript has 4 exons.